GUGAUCUGCUGCCUCUAUAGUCCUGCAUGCAACUGUAACAUCCCCUCAUCUUUAUUUAUUGUUUUUAAAUUGCACUUUGGCCACUGUUGGGGAUUGAGGGAGUGGGGACAAAGUUCACAGGGCGCAUGUAAGGAGGAGGGGGUGAAGAGGAGGAAGGUUAAAAAAAAGAAAAUUGACCUUUGAAAGCAAAACAGCAGGUGGAGAGCUAAAACCAGGCAGCUCAGGACACACCGGGAGAAAAUUCAACCCAGGGAAAAUGAAAGUUUACGUUCUUUUAAACUGAAGGAGUACAAAUACAAUGAGAGCUAAUGCUGCCUGUCUCAUCUGAGUGUGGCCGUGCACAUGAGAGUUUGUUUGCGGUAGCGAGGUAAGGCAUCAGAGUCAUGGAGGAGAGGUUAGAGGAGAGGGCCGUGGCGGCCAAGUGGAAGUCGAGUCGUUUGACUGCCCUUCAGGAGCAGCUGAUCUGGGCCCUGCUGGGGUCUGGACUGUCCCGGGACGUCCUGAUCCAAGCCAUAGGGGAGCUGGAGCGAGACAGGGCGAGUGCUGGCGCCGAGAGGGGAGAGAGGGGGGAUGGCGAGAGCUCAGAGGAAGGAGAGAUGGAUUUCCCACCGCCUAUAUUCCGAGAGCUGGAGAAGCUUCCCCCGGAGGAAUUGGCCAAACUGAGGGCUGAAGUUGACCGGCUACUGCAGGAGGACCCCUGGCAUGUUGCCAAAAUGAUAAAAAGCUACAUGCAACAACACAACCUCCCUCAAAGAGAGGUGGUGGAGUCCACAGGACUCAACCAGUCCCAUCUCUCCCAGCACCUCAACAAAGGCACACCCAUGAAGAACCAGAAGAGGGCCUCUCUGUACACCUGGUACGUCAAGAAGCAAUGCGAGAUCAGCCAGCAAUUUACCAACGCCAAACAUGGCCUUGCAUCAGCGGAGGAGCCAGGAGAGGAGACCAGGAAAGGGCGGAGGAACCGGUUCAAGUGGGGCCCAGCGUCCUUGCAGAUCCUCUUUCACGCCUACGAGCGACAGAAGAACCCCAGCAAGGAGGAGAGAGAGGGCUUAGUGGAGGACUGUAACAGUUUAGGUAGUCUUGACUACAACGCCAAAGGUGCCACACCCUGCUCUUCCUCCCUCAGGGCAGAGUGCCAUCAGAGGGGCGUGUCUCCAUCCCAGCUCGCUGGCCUGGGCUCCAACCUGGUUACUGAGGUCCGCGUUUACAACUGGUUCGCCAAUCGCCGCAAAGAGGAGGCCUUCCGUCACAAACUGGCUCUGGAUACACCUUUUACCAGCCAAUCAACCUCCUCUUCUCACCCCAACCUCCCACCCAGUCCUGAGCAAGGUGUGAAGUACAGCCAGCAAAUCCUGUGUGACACCGUGAGCUCAGCCCGCGGAAGCGGAGGGGAGAGAGUGGGGCGUCUGGUGGUCAGCCCUAUCCAACUGGAGCCCAGCCACACACUCCUCGAGACACAUAACCCCAAGCUGGUGUCCAGCGGUGGCCCACUGCCCCCAGUAAGCACUCUGACCUCCCUGCACAGCCUGUCUGCCUCCCCCGCUUCCUCACAGGGCCUCAUCAUGGCCUCACUGCCCAGCGUCAUGAGCCUGGGGGAGUCCUCACUUCUCAUUGGUUUAGCCUCCACGCAGCCUCAAACCGUGCCGGUCAUCAACAAUGUGGGCGGCGGUUUCACCACUCUCCAGCCAAUCUCCUUUCCGCAGCAGCUCCAGGCAUCUCCCCAGCAACCAAUAUCCCACCAGCUCCAGAGUCACAUGGGAGCCAGUCCCUUCAUGGCGACCAUGGCGCAGCUGCCAUGUCACAUGUACAACAAGUCGGACUCGCCUCAGUACCAUUCGUCCAGUCUGCUGUCUCAAGCCAUGGUCAUCACUGACAGCAGCAGCCUGGGGACGCUCACCAGCCUCACCGCUGUCAGACAGAUUCUAACAGCAGAUCCUGAGGAACAGACAGAGCCACCUUUACAAGAAGAAUCUCUACACCUGCAGCCGCACACACCUGUACCAGUUUCCUCCGAGAGCCUCGAGCUGUAUCCUGCGUCUCAGACGACAGAAAGCCAUCAGUCUCACCUCCUCUCACCUUCACCAACAGACAUCAGCUCCUACAUCCCUACACAAAUGGUCUCUACCGCGCAGUAGAAGUGCUCUCUCCUCACUAUCAGCAGGACUCAGGAGCAUGCCGGUGUUUUGGAUGGACAGCUACCUCUGGUGGAAAUUUCCAGGAAAACCUUAAUUCAGGGGCACGGGGACGAUUCAGCUCUGACGUUUCAAAGACUCUCUGAAACUCUGUACCGCUGUAAUACGAACAAGGAUCGACGUUAGCGAAGAUUCACUUUUGAUGCGACAAUCACAUGAAAAAUCAACACUAAAAUGUAUUUUUAUUAACAUGUUAUAGUAACAUUUGGGAAUUGUACAUUAAGCUGAAACUGCAUGUUACCUGGAUUUUUUUUUUUAUGUCAUUGCCUUGAACUGCUUUUUCACACUCUUAAUGAGUAUCUUUCAUAACAAGUAAAGGCUAUUUCAACAAUAACCGUGAGCCUCAUCUUCUGAAACACAUGGAUUUCCAUUAUGUGCUCAAAAUGUUUUGGAAAAUAUUUUUAAAGGCUGGGCCGACUGGAAAACAAACAAGCUUCCAAAAACCGUGGGCAUACGAAAUUCAGUUCAAAGCUGCUUCCUCUGUGUGUAAUUCUCGCUUCUUUUUUUUUUUCCGUUUUACUUUGACUUGUGUGUGUU
Molecule: messenger RNA, 2729 nt
Organism: Plectropomus leopardus (leopard coralgrouper)
Lineage: Eukaryota; Metazoa; Chordata; Actinopteri; Perciformes; Serranidae
Gene: hnf1a
Product: HNF1 homeobox a
Biological process (GO): insulin secretion; regulation of transcription by RNA polymerase II; liver development
Cellular component (GO): nucleus
Molecular function (GO): RNA polymerase II cis-regulatory region sequence-specific DNA binding; DNA-binding transcription factor activity, RNA polymerase II-specific
Source: RefSeq, a predicted model, not a curated record